Porites evermanni is the source of this 738-nucleotide messenger RNA. The record is from the annotation of a GenBank genome assembly. NCBI's taxonomy places the organism in Eukaryota, Metazoa, Cnidaria, Anthozoa, Scleractinia, Poritidae.
AUGCAGUUGUCAAGUUACGAAAAUAUUACCCAAGAAAAUAUUAUUUUUAAUGAAGCCAAAAAGUACAAAGUAAAAGAUAGUAAAAUAAAAUACAAACGUAUCCCAAUUGAAGUUAAAUACCCAAAUGGAAAGAAAGGAUCACUAGUAGUUGAAUCUCCAUUUCUUUUUAGUUUUGGGGUAAGUGAAAAAAAAAAUCAAGACACAGGUAAAUUGGUUGGUUAUAGUAUUCCAGUAUGUCUUUGGUCUCGCGAUAGUGAACCGAAUAAUAAAGAAAAAGCAUUUUUUGAUGUUAUUAACAAUUUAAAAACUUUAUCUCAGCAACAUUUAGAGAAUGAAUAUGGACCAGAUUUAGCAUCAACUUUAUCUUCACCAUUUUACUAUAAACAAAUAGAAUACACAGAUAAGAAAGGAAAAAAGAAAACAAAAGUCGAUGAAUCAUCAGCGCCAGUUCUUUACGCAAAACUUAUUUACUCAGAAAAAUCAAAGAAAAUUUUAUCUUUGUUUAAGGGAAAGGGAGGUUGUGAUUUAAAACCUUUCAACUAUAUUAAUCAGUACUGUAAUGUUAAAUUAGCAUUGAUAAUUGAAGGAAUUUUUAUAAGUAAGACUGUAACAUCAUUACAAAUAAAAGUACACGAGUGCUAUGUCAAAAAGUUAGAACCUAGAAAGAGUUUACUUACAAUUGAUGAAAAAAGUAGUGAUAGUGAUAGUGAUAGUAAAGUUGAAGAAAUAACUGAUAAA